AUGGAAUGCCAGGAGAGUGAGUAUCUGGACGAGCACAGGAAGUGCGUUCCUUGCAGGGAGUGUGGCCCAGGAUGGGAGCUUUCCAAGGAGUGUGGCUAUGGUGAAGGAAGGGAUGCGCAGUGCACUGCUUGCCCUCCCAGGCGGUUUAAGGACAGCUGGGGGUUCCAUGGUUGCAAAACUUGUCUUUCCUGCCCCCUCAUCAACCGUGUCCAGAAAUCCAACUGCACUGCCACUUCCAAUGCAGCCUGUGGGGAAUGUCUGCCAGGGUUUUACAGUAAAACCCGGAUUGGCGGGCUGCAGGAUCUGGAAUGCAUCCCCUGCACAAAGCAGACUCCUUCCUCUGAGCCUCAGUGCAGCUCCAGGACUACCCUGGUGAAGGUAGUGAUCCCCACAGUACCCCCACAGGACACCGCCCUCCUAGUGCUAACCAGCAGUGCGCUAGUCAUCAUUGUGUUGGUGCUGCUGGCACUCGCCAUCAUCUGCUGCAAGCGCUUCUGGAAGAGCCAGUGUCAGCAAGUGUUUCUGAGGACCCAGAGUUUCUCGGCCCAGAGGGUGAUGUUCCGGGCCUCAGCCAUGCCAAGCAGGUUUCCCUGUGAGGAACAGAUGUCUAGUCCCUGCUGCUUGGGUGUGAAGAACCUGAGCCCUUGCUCCGGGCAAGCAGAAGGUCCCGUUGAACCGGUUCAGUUCAUUUCGAAUGGUGACGCCAUAGGCCUGCAGAUCCCUGCUCUCCAGCCCAAUUUGGAAGCGAUUGCUGUCAGCCCCAAUCCCAAAUCCCAGCUGGCGAGAAGCGUCUUGGAGACCCAACCCCUGAUAAGGAACUCAGGGUCCAGCGACUGUUCUGCAGGAGGCCCGUCAUCCUCAGAUGCCAGGCAGGGCACAGCUGGGUUCACAGAGGCCCUGACUCCCCUCUCAUCAUGUGCCUCAGAGAUGCAUCCUAAGUGGCCCCAUGCCCCGGUGGAGUGCACGGAGCUAGACCUGCAGACGUUUUCCACCCAGGCCGAGUUCAUGGGCACCAAAAGCCAGGAGGAUGCAGAGAAGCAGGCGGCUCAGAGGACCCGGAGACAUACAGAUGAGCUAACCCUUGAAGUUCCCCUGUUGGGUGCCUCUCUGAUAACACAAAGUGAACGUGUUCUGGAGCCUGUCAGGGGAUCAUCCUCAUCCUUCCACAUUCCCACUGCUGAAGGCAGGGAGCAGCCUCAGGCGAAUGAUGUCCUGAGCCUUGUGUGUGAGAUUAGCAGCGUCACACAAGGUCUCCCCAUAAUACAGCUCCCCCACUCCUUGGUGCUGUUACUUGGCUUCCAGUUGGACCCUUGCUUGUCUGGUCUCAAGAAUUUCAGCCACGUGGGGAUGGAGCUGGGGGUCCCAUCCCAUCUGGUGAGCAGGAUGUCUGGAUUCAAGCAGCUCGUCGCUCACCUUGCCUCCUCAGGAGACACAGUCACUGUUCCUGCCCUGGCCCGGGUCCUACAGCGACUCCAGCGCUUCGAUGCCUUGCUCCUACUCUGCGAUCAUUUCAUUCUGAGCCGGGCCCAGGGCUGCCAACACUAG
Emys orbicularis (European pond turtle) is the source of this 1545-nucleotide messenger RNA. It is a transcript of the gene EDA2R, whose product is annotated as ectodysplasin A2 receptor. Gene Ontology annotation, molecular function: protein binding; tumor necrosis factor receptor activity. Gene Ontology annotation, biological process: positive regulation of JNK cascade; tumor necrosis factor-mediated signaling pathway; positive regulation of canonical NF-kappaB signal transduction. Gene Ontology annotation, cellular component: plasma membrane. Lineage: Eukaryota; Metazoa; Chordata; Testudines; Emydidae. The coding region runs from base 1 to 1545 and encodes 514 amino acids. The record is from RefSeq and is a predicted model, not a curated record. The transcript has 8 exons.